Molecule: messenger RNA, 2037 nt
Organism: Prorocentrum cordatum
Lineage: Eukaryota; Dinophyceae; Prorocentrales; Prorocentraceae
Source: the annotation of a GenBank genome assembly
AUGGUGAGGUGCCAGGUUCUUGCGUCCUACGUCCCGGGCUCGUGGGCGGGCGCCAGCGCCUCCGUGCCGUCGACGCCGCCCGCCCUGCUGAGCACCUCCCAGCCGCCGACCCCGCCCGAAGUCCUUGGGAGAGCUCGGACAGCUCCGGGGACUCCGCCUGCGGCCCUUGCGAGAGCCGCCGCGCCGUCGACCCCACUGGACCUCGCGCCGCGGACCUCGCGCGAUGCCCUCGUGGGGGCGGGCGCCGCGGGAGUCUCCGCGCCGCGGUCCGAUGGCGCUUCCAGCUCCGACGACUCCGACGAGAGCCCGACAGACAGCCUGUUUCGGCACCCGCCGUCGGACGGCAGCUCGGAGGUGGCUCCAGAAGCGGCGGCCCUCUUCGUGCCCGACUCCCCUCCGCCGAGCGCUGGCAGCGCGCCGGAGGCGUCCGGCGCUGCGUCGAGCAGCGCGCCCGUGGCGCCGCAGGAGCGCCGGGACCGCCUGGACGCGGAGAUUGCCGUGUCGAAUCUGUUCGUCGCCGCGGAAGAGGCCCACCACCGCCUGGACCGGGAGCGACUCCGCCGCCCAUCCCCAGGCGGCGACGGCGACGGAGAGGAGCAAACGGACCGACUUCGCCGCAACCCACCGGCGGGGAUCUCGUCACCGACGCCCCUUGGCCUGGGAGACCCCCUGCAGGGCCGCGUGGGGCGCGGGGCCCCGGAGGGCGCGCCGCGCUGCGCGCCUGCGGCGACGCGGGCCGCCGCGGGCGCGGCUGAGCUGGGCGCCGACGGGCUGUGUGUCGUGUGCAUGGAGAUGUCCGCGGACUACUUGCCCGUGUCCUGCAUGCACAUGUGCUGCUGCCAGGGCUGCGCCAUGGAGAUCCAGCGGCAGGACAACCGGUGCCCCAUAUGCCGCUUUCACGUUGAGGAGUGGAAGCGGGUCUACUUGCCCAGCCGCGCCGCCGAGGGCGGCGGCCCAGCCGGGAAGGGCAGGGGCGAGAAGGAGAAAAAGGACAAGAAAGGGAAGAAACGUAGACAUGAUAAAGAAGACAUUGAGGGCAGUCAUAGAAAGAGAAGAAGGGAGAAACGCUCGGAAGAAGAGAAGGACAGCAACGGUGCGGAUCGCGAGAGGAAGCGUAAGAAACACAAGAAGAUGAAGAAGGGCCAGGGCGAGGCGGAGGGCGACGCCUGGCUCGACGCCGCGGGCAGGAGCAGGCAGAAGGUGGCCAAGCUGGAGGCGGAGAUGCAGCUCCGCGUGGCCGACAUGUGCCCUGAGGACUGCGCCGCCGCGCUGCGGCAGUACUGCGAGCAGAUAUCUGAGUGGCUGAACCCCGACAGCCUCCCGCCCGGGUUCUUGCCCUCUCACCUGAGGGAGCUGAAGGCACAACUGGUCGAGGAGCUCCGCCAGCUAGGCGCCGCCGCGGCGCAGGCUCCCGUCGCUGCCGCAGCGGCGCGGGCUCCGGCAGGGCGGGCGGUGCCGUCCGCGGCGGCGGGCGCGGGCGACCUGCGGCCAGGGGGGCGCGUCAGGCUGGAGGGCGUCCAGUGCAGGCCAGAGCUCAACGGCCUGGAGGGCACGCUGGUCAGCUUCCUCGGGGAGGAGGGCCGCUGGCGGGUGCAGCUCGACGGCGAGGCCGAGCGCAGCCGGCUCUUCCUUGCCGCAAACCUCGCCCCGGUCGUCGGCGCUCCCCCGGGGGCGGAGCGACGCGCCGCUCCCGAGGGCGGGGCGGCGUCGCCCGCGGCGGCGGUGGCGGCCUCUGCCGCUCGAGCGCCCUCCGUCGGGGCGUCCAGCGCGGCCUCGCCCGCCGCCAGGUCGGCGGCUGGCCUCGGCGGGGCGGGCGGCGUGGUGGAGGAGGGGUACCAGGAGGGGGGCGCAGCGCUGGAGGCGCUGCCUCGGGAGUGCUCGCUGUGCCGCAGCGCGCUGGAGGGGCCGAGGUUUUCGGCUCCGAAGCAGACGCUCACCACGCGGUGCACUGGCGUGCCGCGCCACGUGUUCGACUGGUGGGGUGGCAAUUGGGUGAAGGACCGUGGCGGCCCCGCCCUUCUGAGGGGCAGGGGGUGA